Chironomus riparius is the source of this 271-nucleotide messenger RNA. Lineage: Eukaryota; Metazoa; Arthropoda; Insecta; Diptera; Chironomidae. The record is from the annotation of a GenBank genome assembly.
UAACAGAGUGUUAAAAUAGCAACAACGUGUCGCUCAGAGUCAUGCGGUUAAGGUUUAAAGAAAUUAUUCUCGUGUUGCUGUUUAGUCUUUUACAUCUCAUUCAGUGCGCCUCAUAUGUUGGUCAAUGUCAAAGAAGUGAUGGAAGAUGUAGUGAAGCGAGUAAAUGCAAAUAUAUAUGGACAGAUACGAUUGAUUGUACAGUGAAGCAGUUAGUCUGUUGUUAUAAUGAUCAUGAUUACAUAGACCUUGGAUGAUUACUCGAAAUAAAGUG